Messenger RNA from Paramuricea clavata, 1837 nucleotides. NCBI's taxonomy places the organism in Eukaryota, Metazoa, Cnidaria, Anthozoa, Malacalcyonacea, Plexauridae. The record is from the annotation of a GenBank genome assembly.
AUGUUUAUCCCUUACAGGACACAAGAACAAGGUAACUCAGUCGAGUUGUGCGAAGCUUUCAUCAAAAUGAGCCAACUGCUACGACUUCCUCAGGCAAAACCAAGCAUCUUCAAAGGAGACGAAGAGGACAAAACAAAAUUUUUCCUAUGGCAAACUGUAUUUGAUGCCUUGAUCGGAUCAGCACCAGUUACACCAGGACAGAAGUUACAUCUCCUAUACCAGUAUUUAGAUGGUAGAGCGAAGAGUACAGUUGAGCAACUCCAGUAUAUGGUUCGAGAUCCAGAGACAGCGUACCAACGAGCACGAAGCAUUCUUAAAGAUCGGUUUGGUAAUAAUGCAAUUCGUGGAGCACAUUUUGAGAGGAGAUUAAGUGCUUGGCCAAAGAUAAGCCCAAGCGACAAAGAAGAAUUCAGCGAUUAUCUACAACAGGUACAUAUCGCAUCAGAGAACAUCAGUAGCUCGAAAGUGUUCAAAUUCCCCUCGCAAAUCCAAUUAUUGUUGCCUGGUUGGUUCAAAGCUAAAUGGUCAGACAACAUAAUAAAGCUCCAGAGAGAGAAAGGAAAGGAUGCCUUCCCUUCUUUCAAUGAUUUUGCUGAAACCGUGAAGUAUCAUGCAGAAAGAAUGAUGAUUCCACAAAUCCUCCGUUUAGGUAGCUUAAGAUAACCAACAAAACCAUUUACACGUCGUCCUGGCGGCCGUAACUGAGGGAUCGUCAACUUGACGUGAUGAAAAUGAUGAAGAGCAGGCACAAAAAAACGAAAACCAAAGGUCGACUUAUUGUUUCUACCACAAAUACGCAACUAACGACUGUGAACAGCUUCGAAGGCUAAGUUUUAACGAGCGCAAGGAUUUUUUAAUGAAGAGUAGGCUGUGCGUAGAGUUCAAUUGCGUAAACUCAAACCAGCACAUCGCCAGAAGCUGUAAUGAAGGUAAACAAACCUGCAAGAUUUGCCAAAACAUGCAACGCAUCCAACGGAACACGAACCCUCUCCAGGAACCGAGCAAACACUUAAUGCAUGUGCAAAAAUAUCUCGCCCAAACCGGACGUCACGUUCCUGCGCCAAAAUAGUACUCCUCCGAGUAUUUCAAGAGUCCCAACAUACGCCAUUUUGGACGAUCAAUCGACCGAUGUCUUCCUUACGGAUUCGCUCCUCAGUCAGUUGCAAGCAAAAGGACAGGAUGUCAACUUGAAAAUCAACACUAUUUAGGGACAAAUUCAGUCCGUACUAAGAAGGUAAAUGGUUUACGCGUUCAAGAUGCCGAGGGUCGUCAUCAGCCCAUAAAGAUUCCUCAUGCCUAUUCGCGAGAGAAUGUCCCAGCAAGCCAGCUCGACAUCACAACGCCAGAAAUAGUGUCAAAUUGGAAACAUCUCCAAGAGAUCAGUCGGCAUCUCCACCAUCGCCCAGACCUAGAAAUUGGGAUGUUGAUAGGUCGGAAUGUGCCAUAUGCAUUUCAACCCCUACGCAUGAUCUGUGGCAACGAGGACGAGCCAUGGGCUGAAGAAUACAAGUUUGGAUGGACGGUUAUCGGCUGUGCCGGAAAAGACGGUGAAUAUACCCAAGAUCGUGCCGCAGUGAACCGAGUCACAGUAACCGUGGAAGAACCUGAAACAUUCCUCAGCAUUCUAUCGAGUAACAGCAACGUAGACAGAUCGAUCGCCUUUUUUGCUACUAAUUGCCAUAAGAAAGAUGCCACCAGCCCGGAGCAACUCGGGGAAACGACGCAACUGGACUACACGGAGCUGCACUAUAGUCGCACAGUUCGCGAAACCGAAGAAGUCGAAUCAAUCGAAUCCCCAUUAGUCGUAAGUAACGUCAUUGUGUUCAUAUAUUUGUAA